Molecule: messenger RNA, 3498 nt
Organism: Wyeomyia smithii (pitcher-plant mosquito)
Lineage: Eukaryota; Metazoa; Arthropoda; Insecta; Diptera; Culicidae
Exons: 1
Coding region: 1-3498 (1165 amino acids)
Source: RefSeq, a predicted model, not a curated record
AUGGCGGAGAAGAAAUUCAAGCAAAAGGAAUUGAAACGUCGGAAUAUCAUCGAUUCCGUCUCACGCAUCGAGGAUUAUCUACAAAACUACAAUCACGAUCGAGACCAACACGAAUUAGCGAUACGGUCAGAAAAACUGGAUAGUUUGAUGGAAGAUUUCGAGACAGUACAAGGUGAAUAUGAGAUUUUGGAUGAUAGUGAAGCAUUUAUCGCAUCGAAUACGCAAUUGAGGGCUCAAAUGGAGGAGAAGUUUUUUCGGAUUAAAGGUGGCUUGAUUUCUAAACGUCCUCCCCCUGUCGCAAACCCUGUGCAACCACAGAAUUUAGCUCCGGUCAUACCCCACAUCUCUAAUGUGAAACUUCCUACUAUCGCAUUACCUGUAUUUGACGGUGAUCUUAAUGAGUGGCUUACCUUCCAUGACUCGUUUGCCUCUCUUAUCCACACAUCGGCUGAAGUCCCUAGCAUUCAAAAAUUUCAAUACCUUCGUUCUUCAUUAAAAGGCGAAGCGUUAAAACUAAUCGAGUCAUUAACCAUAACCGCAGAUAAUUAUGCUGUUGCUUGGCAAGCACUGCUUGAUAGGUACUCCAAUGAAUAUUUACUGAAGAAAAAGCACUUACAAUCUUUGCUAUUCGGUGUUAAGGUCUGCAAUAAAUCGCCUCUAGCACUACGUACCAUAAUUGAAGAGUUCGAACGACAUGUUAAAAUACUUUCCCAGUUAGGCGAACCCACACGACACUGGAGUAGUUUGUUGGUACAGUUGCUUUGUUCGCGAUUAGAUGAUCGUACCCUUAAAGACUGGGAGGAAUAUAUAUCUAAUGAUGGUGAACCUACCUACGCUAAUCUCAUCAGUUUCUUAACAAAAAAAUCUAGAGCAUUGGAAUCGCUAUCCAUGGGCUCAGAAUCAACAGUACCGUCCCACAAUAAAAUAACUCACGCACCAAAACAGUCGAAGCUACCAUAUAUUCCCCCCGCCAAUCGUAUUAAUGCUUACACUGCAUCAGAUAUUCCCCCGCCUCGUUGUUUAGCAUGCAAUCAGUAUCAUCUUUUGGUAAAGUGCCCCGUCUUCAAGGGAAUGCCACUGAAAGAUCGUUUGCAACUAGUAAAUACAAAAAGGAUUUGCAGUAACUGUUUCAGAAGCGAUCAUUUUGCUAGAAAUUGUAAUUCAUCCUACUCUUGUCGCAUUUGCCAAAAACGGCAUCACUCGCUAUUGCACCCCGGCUUUGAAACCACUGGAACUAACAACGAGAUACCAAAUCGAAACUUCGGACAACCAAAUUUCCGCCAACAACCCGUCAGCUCUAACUUGAUCAAUAUUAUGGAGAAAAACACAUCAAAACCCGACUCACUGAUGAUGUAUAACGCUGCAAUAGGAUCCAGAUCGGUGAAUGUUUUGCUCUCGACUGCCGUUUUAGUUAUUAUUGAUGGCUUUGGAAGGGGACAUUUGGCUCGCGCACUAUUAGACUCGGGAUCGCAAUGUAAUGUGAUGAGCGAGCGUCUUUGUCAGCAGCUUCGUCUACCCAGACAUCGUAUUAACCAAUCCGUCUUUGGUGUUGGUGAAUCAAAAACCCGAGUGACUGCUUCAGUAGCAACUGAGAUCCAAUCGAGAUUCGGUGAUUUCUCAUGUACAAUAAAUUGUCUGGUAUUACGCAAAUUAACAUCCUAUUUGCCUUCAACCAGUUUUGCCGCAAAUAGAUGGACCAUCCCUAGUGAGUUACCUCUUGCAGACCCAGAAUUCAAUGUAUCCCAAAAAGUGGAUCUCAUCAUAGGUGCGGAACAUUUUUAUACACUGUUAAAGGGUGGCCGGAUGGAAAUAGGCAACCCAUCACCAACUCUUGUUGAGAGUGUGUUUGGCUGGCUCGUCUCUGGUAGGGUUGAUAUGGAGACUGAUUCCCGACCACUGGUGUGCUGUUUAUCUACUUUAGAUACGCUAGAGUCAAUUGAUCGCAAUUUAGAACGCUUUUGGAAGAUAGAAGAGGUUAAUAUCUCGACAGCAACCCCUACUGAACAGUAUUGUGAGGAGUUUUACAAACAGACUGUGGAUAGAGACGCUACGGGUCGAUAUGUGGUCAAAUACCCAAAAAAAGACGGUUUUUCUUAUAUGCUAGGGCAAUCUUAUGAUAACGCCCUUCGUCGCUUACAAAGUUUGGAGCGAAAACUAGAGAAAAAUGAGGAUUUGAAGAAAACUUACCAUGCCUUUAUUGAGGAAUUUUUGUCGUUAGGACAUAUGCGCGAGAUAUCCGCUGAUGAAUGUGAACCCGCCACAGUAUUUUAUCUCCCACAUCAUGCUGUCAUAAAAGACACUAGUACGACAACCAAGGUUCGAAGUGUUUUCGACGCAUCAGCAAAAUCGAGCACUGGCUAUUCCUUGAAUGAUACACUUUUCGUUGGUCCGGUCAUCCAAGAAGAUUUACUAACCCUGGUUAUCCGUUUUCGCAAGUAUAAAGUUGCACUACUGGCGGACAUUGAAAAAAUGUACCGCCAAGUUUCGAUACACCCUGAUGAUCAACCUCUCCAACGCAUAUUGUGGAGAUUCAGUCAAAACGACCCUGUUAAAAAAUAUCAGCUAACUACAGUUACCUACGGUUUAGCACCAUCGUCAUUUCUAGCCACCAGGACGUUAAAGCAGCUAGCAGACGAUGAAGGAGAAUCGUUUCCACUAGCCGCAGAAGAAUUAAAACACAGUUUUUAUAUGGAUGAUUUUAUUAGUGGAGCGUCGGACGUUAAAACUGCAUCCCAACUUUGUACACAAAUGGUCGAGUUGCUUAGUUUGGGCGGUUUCCGUUUGAGAAAAUGGUGCUGCAAUUUUCCCGAAGUUCUGGCUGACUUACCAUCCGAAUAUAUUAACACACAAUCUGCCAGAUCAUUCGACGCGGAGGAGGCUGUAAAGACACUGGGAAUCAGUUGGGAACCCACAUCUGAUGUACUCCGAUUUGAUUUAGGCACGCAUACAAUUGUAGAGCCGAUUACAAAACGAAGCAUUUUAUCCGUGAUAGCUCGUUUAUACGAUCCACUUGGAUUGAUAGCCCCGAUCGUGGUUCGAGCGAAGGUGCUGAUGCAGCAUUUGUGGACGUUAGCUAUAGACUGGGAUGAAGAGGUUCCAUUUGAGGUGAAAACGAGGUGGAAGAAAUUUGUUUCGGAAUUGGCCGAUUUAUCAUGUUUUCGUAUUAAUCGAUACACAUUUGGCGAGGGGGAAAUACAAGUGCACUGCUUUGCAGAUGCAUCUGAGAUAGCGUAUGGUGCUGUUGUAUACAUUAGAACCAUCGGUGCCUCUGGAGAAAUUAAGAUCGAACUGUUGACAUCGAAAUCUCGUGUAAGCCCACUUAAAAGGUGCAGUAUUCCUAGAUUAGAGCUUUGCGCUGCAAAAACCGCAGCCCAUCUUUUUCGCAAAGUGCAAUUGGCUUUAGACGUCCAGUUUUCAUCAGUAUUGGUCGGAUUCGAUGGUGGUACUUCAUUGGCUGCGUAUGUCACCGCACACUUGCAAGACCUUUGUAGCAAAUAG